UCUGUGCUCUUCCUGUUUCGGAAUUUUCUACCAAGAAACUCUCCGAAAAUGGGUGGGAUCAUGAGCCGAGGGAACUCUGGAAACGAUGUUGUCGAAAUAAGAACAAACAAUGCUUACAGAUAUCCUCCGAAGACAGGGAGUUAUUUUGGUGGCCACUUCAUCAUGGGCGGCGAAAGGUUUGACAUGACCCAGCCAGAGGCCUAUCUCUUUGGAGUAAAUCAAGACCUCAAUUUCCUGGGGAACAGACCUAUUCCAUUCCCAUACCCUUCACCAGCAGGCAAUGAGCCGACAAAAACAUUGAAGAGUUUGGUGAACAUCAGGAAGGACUCACUGAAGUUUGUGAAGGUAGUUGAACCACAGAAGAAGGGUGAAGAUAAAUCUGACAAAGCAGAAAAAACAGACAAAGCUGAUAGAAAAGUGAGCACAGAGGGGGAGGAAGGAAAUCAGACAGAAGAGCCAGUGGAAGAGGAAGUAGUUCACAAAUACAAUGUGGAGUUCACAUUCGAUGCUGAUACCAAAUGUGCUAUAACUAUAUAUUACUUUGCUACUGAAGAAAUAGCUGGGGGCCAAAUCAUGUAUCAUCCACGAGAUGCAUCCAUGAACUCUGAGACAUUCCAUUAUAAGAGAGGAGCAAACCAAGUGUUCAACCAGAGCACACACAUUGUCGUUCCUCAGAGAUUUCCUGAAGAAGAUUGGCAGUACAGUGUGGACAAAGAUCUGAUCCCUGUGGUGAUUCAGUGUGUGGUCGAAGAGGAAGAAAAUGUGGGUCACUCUCACAUCACUUUUGCUGUGGUGGAAAAGGCAGCAGAUGGGUUCGUUAUAAAACCCCUCAAACAGAAGCAAUUUGUGGACGGUCUGUGUUACUUGCUGCAGGAGAUUUAUGGAAUUGAAAACAAGGCAACAGAAAGGUGCAAGCUUGACCCAGAUGACGAGAUGGAGGACACAGGGUCUGAGUGUGUGAUCUGUAUGUCUGACACACGGGACACUUUGAUCCUGCCCUGUCGUCACCUCUGUCUGUGUAAUGGCUGUGCCGAGUCCCUCAGGUACCAGUCCAGUUGUUGUCCUUUCUGCAGAGCUCCGUUCAGAGCCCUUCUACAGAUCCGGGCCAUGAGAAAGAAGCAGGCUCUUGCCAUACAACAAGUACUGCCUGAAUCUGAUGAGAACCCAAUCAGCCAGGAAGGUGUGCCCCCAGGCUAUGAGGCUGUCUCCCUAAUAGAGGCCCUCAAUGGUCAGGUCUAUCCACCAUUACCACCUAACCCUCUACAGUCCCUCCAGGAAGGAAUGGUCCAUUCACAUCGUGUGUCAGAAGAUGGUCCCAAGUCAGACAAGAGGAGAUCUGUGAAAAGGAGGCAGUCUGAGGAGCGUGCCCCCAAGGAUACGUGUGCGGAGUCAAAAGAGGACAAAGUGACGACGACAGAAGACCUGGGUGAGGGUUUGGAUGGGAGAGGCACCCCCGAGGUUGUCAUGACAGACCAGUCACCUGACCCUGUCAAGUCCACACGAAAGUCACCCAAAAAAUCCUCUGUGCCUAAAGUCAGAUAUGUCCAGAAGGGUUCCCAGUCUGCCCCCGUCUCCCCAGAGACUGAGAUAAUAGAUAUGAAGACAAAGUCAGCCUCAGUAGAGAUGGUGCGGGAGACAUCUGAGGACAUAGAUCACGUGGCUGACAGCGUAGUUUUACAGAUCCCGUCCGUUGAUCCUACAGAAGUCCCAGCCCAGCCUGGAUGUGACCCAUCAGCAGUUGGUGUGGACCUGACCGCAGGGGAUGAUGCAGAUGAUGAAAGGGAGAGCACUGAGGAGGAGGAUGAGCCAGUCCCAGAUUAUGAGGGCCCAGAGUUGCCUGCUGCUGACUAUGCCACAGUGGAUCCGCUGGAGGUAAGAUUCCGCUCCACACCUCACCGAAAAGUGUUCUAUGAGAAGACGGAAGAGAAAGAGGAGAACGGGGAACAGUGUUACCAGCCGCUGAGUUUGACGGAGACUCUGUCACUGCCGGGAACCCCUGUUAGUACAGAUGUUUCUAGUUACGGUAGUACCACAAGCACACACAUGUUACUGUCAGGUACCACAGCUCCUAAAGAGGAUUAUCCGAAUUCCUCGGGAUAGGACCGUAGCCGACCACAAAAAGUUUGUCAGAACCUUGCCAAAGUUUCCAGCCCGGGAAGUUUUGCAUUUCAGUUGAGGCCAGUGUUGAAAAAGAACUUUUUUUUUUUUAAAAGCAGUCUGAAUACGGAUGUCAUUGGAUAAAUAUCAAUUUUGGAUUUUGACUGAGGCCCGUAUUCAACGAGGUUAGAAUCCAGACAUCAAGGUGUAGUGUUCAAGGCGUAAAUCUUUUGUUCACCUUUUAUGAUUUUCACUUCUGUAAAAAAUUACUUGUUCUCUUGACAUACAUUUUGUUUAUAAAUGAUUAACAUAUGAGUUGUAACCUGAAAAGAGAAGAUCUGAAAAGCAUAAACAAAGCAUCAAAUUUUGGAAAGUUUCAAAGUUUCUAAGUGCAUGCAUAUUGUAGCUGAACCAACAUAUGCUUAAAGUCUCCUCUUAUGCCCUGUGGAUAUAAAGUCAGCGUGUUUUCACACGUCUCACACGUCAAGAUGAUUUUAUUGUGCUUUAUCUGGUAUUUAAAUCUUGAUUAGUUCCUCAGUAUUUGGAAGAUCUUAAAACAAAAAUAUCAUGCAGAUCUGUAGAUGUUGUUCAGCAGAUGGAAAAAAAGCCCAAUUUUUAGUAAGUGAAGUACAAGGGGGUGCCCUGUUCAGCUGUUUCUUUGUGUUUUAUUAUUGUAUUGUGAAUCUUACCACUUACCAUCAGGUAUUAAUCAUGUAAGUGUUUGCAUUGUACAGAUGUGUGUUAUUAUUAUUUAAGUGUAGUAGCCAGUCUUUAGAUUUUUUUUGUUUAAUUAUUUUUUUCCCCCUUUUCCCAUAUUUUGGCUAUUUGCGUAGUUUUGUCACCCUUUGUCAUGCCUCUGGCAACAUCAUCGGAUGGAGAUCAUGGGUUUGAUGUUAAUGUUACCCUUUCAGUUUUGUACACACAUGGAAUUUCCAUGAAAGUAAUACAAAGUUUUUCAUUUUCAUGUAAUUCCAGAUAAUUUGCCUAGAAAUAUGAUUACAUAUUGCAUUUUUUUUGAGGGACAUUUACUGUGGCCUGAUGCAUAAACUAUCUUCAGACAUUGUCUCCUUGUUGUAGUCUUGAUGUUCCUUACCAUUUUGACCUCUACCCAAUGUCAUGAUGGAAAAUAAUUUUGAACUUAUUUGUUGAAUUGAACAAAGAUUAAUAUUAUAAUGUUUGAUUUUUGUUUUAAGCAAUGUAUUGAAGUAUAAAUUCAAAUACAGCGGCGUAUGUUUACAGGGAUGUAAAUGCACUCUGUAACAUGCACACUGUAACAGCAGACCAUUCCAGAAACUCUAAACAUGGGGUGGCUGAAAUACUGCCAAUGUGGCUUUAAGCCAUAAUCAUUUUAUUCCUUGCAGAAACUCAAACAAGCACCCUGUCUAAAAUGUUGUUUACAUCCAAACCACAUCAGUAAAAGGUCAAAGUUUGUUUUCGUUCUCUGUUCGCCCUUGCUUUCAGGUGUGGUUUGGAAAAUUGACAAAGCUGUGGUGAUUGACAGGUGAUCUAAACAGACCAUGAUUACGCAAUUAAUUCAUUGAACACAAUUGUAUACAUACUCAAGAAAAUGGAAAGAAUCAAGAGCUGCUAUGGCAGUUGCAUUAGUGAUGCUUUUAUGUGUUUUUGUAUACCGUUAUUCUCACCUCAUAAAAUAUGGUGUAUGCAACAUAGUUGUGAUAACCAAAGUUAUAAGUUGUAAAACAAAAAAUUACAAAUGUAAGGCUGCAUAGUGUAUCACAAUUUUGAACUUUCUCAGGAUAACUUAAGCCAGCCUAAAGAAGUAAUAAAGAGGUCAAGCUAAGCAUUUCAUUCAGACAACUAAAAUUGUCUGACGUUUUUAAAACGUUCUGACAAGAUUCUUCUCAGUCAUGUUUAAUAUUCACGCUGGGUUUAGUGCCUUAGAUAAGA
This is a messenger RNA of Liolophura sinensis, 4005 nucleotides long. RefSeq names its product E3 ubiquitin-protein ligase MGRN1-like. Gene Ontology annotation, molecular function: ubiquitin protein ligase activity. Bases 49 to 2100 code for a protein of 683 amino acids. NCBI's taxonomy places the organism in Eukaryota, Metazoa, Mollusca, Polyplacophora, Chitonida, Chitonidae. The record is from RefSeq and is a predicted model, not a curated record. The transcript is spliced from 14 exons. Gene Ontology annotation, cellular component: cytoplasm. Gene Ontology annotation, biological process: protein ubiquitination.